CACCUGAGAGUGGCUAGCCCGAAGCAGCACUUGGACUCCUCCAACCAUGGCGCUCGCGCUGGCCUCUCCAAUGGCGUCCCUCUCCCUCCACCCCGGGAGGAUCUCGGCGGCGGCUAUCGGCGGCGUCACCCACCCUUUCAAUGCCGUACCGAUGGGCGCCUCCGCCUCGCCGUUCCUCCGGAGCUCCUUCGUCUCGUCCUCCUCCGCCUCCCCGGCCUCGCUCUCGGCAUCGGUCUCGGCGUCGCUGGCCUUCACGUCCUCCUUCUCGUUCGCCGGUUCAUCUUUGGGAAUUGAGUUCAGCUACAACAGAGUAACAACACGAAGAUCUCGCGGUAUGCAGAUUAGGGCUGGAAAGGCUGCCCUCUGCUUGACCAAGAGGUCAAGAUCUAGGAAGUCACUUGCCCGAACACAUGGUUUCCGAAGGAGGAUGCGAACUACUUCCGGUAGAAAGGUCCUGAAGCGUAGGCGUGCCAAGGGCAGGAAGGUUCUCUGCACAAAGACAAACUCAAACAGUGGGAAGAAACGAUUAUUCUGAUUGCACUGCAAUUUGAGGCUUCCAACUCUAAGUGUACUUUCUACAUCCAAUCUUCUUAGCCAUUGUCUAUCUGUAAUAAUACGGAGCAUCCUAUUUCAGUUAUUUGGUUAAUACAUCUGAAUCACCUUCUCAACACAAA
Messenger RNA from Phragmites australis (common reed), 674 nucleotides. RefSeq names its product large ribosomal subunit protein bL34c. Bases 47 to 535 code for a protein of 162 amino acids. The transcript has 2 exons. NCBI's taxonomy places the organism in Eukaryota, Viridiplantae, Streptophyta, Magnoliopsida, Poales, Poaceae. Gene Ontology annotation, biological process: translation. Gene Ontology annotation, molecular function: structural constituent of ribosome. The record is from RefSeq and is a predicted model, not a curated record. Gene Ontology annotation, cellular component: ribosome; mitochondrial large ribosomal subunit.